Messenger RNA from Haemonchus placei, 291 nucleotides. The record is from the annotation of a GenBank genome assembly. Lineage: Eukaryota; Metazoa; Nematoda; Chromadorea; Rhabditida; Trichostrongylidae.
CUGGUAUCGGUUUUAUUUUUCCUAACAUGGGUUUCAUAUUAUAAUCAAGGGCUUCUUUCAGUUGGAAACAUCCCAUACCAAACCACUGAAGAUGCCAUCGGAAAUCACUUCAGCCAAGCUGGACAUGUCACCAACGUGAGAAUCGUCUACGAUCGUGAAACUGGUCGUCCAAAGGGAUUCGGAUUCUGCGAGUUCGCUGAUCAGGCUGGUGCCCAGAAUGCAGUUAACACGCUCAAUGGGACCGAUUUCAACGGCCGAUCACUCCGUGUGAACUACGCCAACAAGAACUGA